Messenger RNA from Heterobasidion irregulare TC 32-1, 1599 nucleotides. RefSeq names its product major facilitator superfamily. Gene Ontology annotation, molecular function: transmembrane transporter activity. NCBI's taxonomy places the organism in Eukaryota, Fungi, Basidiomycota, Agaricomycetes, Russulales, Bondarzewiaceae. The transcript is spliced from 7 exons. The record is from RefSeq and is a predicted model, not a curated record. Gene Ontology annotation, biological process: transmembrane transport. Bases 41 to 1537 code for a protein of 498 amino acids.
CUUGCUGCUGUUCACGUUGCGCAAGAGCUGGGAAGGCAAUAUGUCGACAUCAAUGCCUGAUCAAAGUGCUAACGAGGAAACACCUCUUAUGGGCUCUGCGCUCAUUGAGGCCGAUCGUCCUCAAAAGCGUACUCCUUUACCAAUGGGUCAGAUCGCAAUCUUGUUGCUCGUACAAAUGGCAGAGCCGAUAACAUCUCAGUCCAUAUUACCUUUCAUCAAUCAACUUAUCAGUGAGCUGGAUAUCACUGGCGGGGACGAACGAAAAAUUGGGUAUUAUGCAGGAUUUGUGGAAUCGUUAUUCUUUGCGGCUGAAGCUUUGAUGGUGCUUCAAUGGAGUCGGUUGUCAGAUCACAUCGGUCGCAAACCUGUCCUCAUUUCAGGGCUUCUGGGUCUCACAAUAUCCAUGCUGUGGUUCGGUCUAUCGAGGACGUUCUGGACCGUUGUCUUAAGUCGCGCGUUCGCCGGCGCCACAAACGGCAACAUCGCUGUCAUGAAAAGCAUGAUGGCAGAAGUGUCCGACGAAACCAACAUCGCCCAGGCUUUCUCACUAAUGCCAGUUGUUUGGGCUACAGGCACAACUAUAGGGCCGUUUAUGGGUGGUGUGUUUUCCCGUCCACAUGAUCGCUUCCCGGGUAUGUUCGGGAGCCAGUUCUGGGAACGGUACCCUUACUUCUUACCGUGUGCGAUUACUGCCGGCUACUGCAUGAUAUCAUUCGUCACGGCAGCAGUCUUCCUGAAGGAGACUUUGCACACGACCAUUUCGUUAAAGAGAUCGCGACGGUCCGAUCCAGAACAAACUAUUGUCGUGUAUGGAACAGCAGAGGGGGCUGCGGUCGAACGCGGAGAAACACAAACUCCUCUGCAAGUGAAAGCGUUGGCAGAGAAACCGGUGUCGCUGCAGGCCCUGCUCACCAAACCCGUGCUGAUCUCUGUAGCCAAUUACGGGUUUCUCGCUUUGCUGGAUAUUGCCUUGGGUGCGCUUGCUCCAUUGUUCUAUUCGACCCCGAUUGAAUUCGGGGGUUUGGGGCUUCCUCCGGCUACCAUCGGACUGUGCAUGGGUGCCUUCGGAGUGAUGAACGGCGUCUUCCAGGGUCUCUUCUUCUCUAGGAUCAUUGAGCGUUUAGGUCCCAAGCGCCUUUUCAUGACCGGCAUGGCAUCAUUUGUACCAAUUUUCGCUCUUUUUCCGGCUUCAAACCUUCUCGCCCGCCGGCUGGGUUUGUCACUUCCUGUCUGGCUCACGCUAGCGAUUCAACUAGCGACAAUGGUCGUAAUGGACAUGUCAUAUGGUUGCAUCUUCAUUUACAUCACCUCCGCUUCACCGAAUAAGCGCUCGCUUGGUGCGACAAAUGGGUUUGCGCAGACGGUAAUAUCGGUUGUGCGGACUAUUGGGCCGGCAAUGUCAACAUCUCUAUUUGCGCUCACGACGGAGAGACAUAUUCUCGGAGGAUAUGGUGUUUACAUUAUCCUCAUGACAAUUACCGCGGGAUCCUUGCUGGUGGCUGCUCAUCUCCCUCAUGGCGCCUGGAAGCACAACUAAAAAUAUGUGGAAGGGUUUUAUCAUGCCAGAAACCGUUACCACAAUAGAUCUUUUACCUUCUU